Cimex lectularius (bed bug) is the source of this 1259-nucleotide messenger RNA. RefSeq lists its product as uncharacterized. The coding region runs from base 345 to 1103 and encodes 252 amino acids. Lineage: Eukaryota; Metazoa; Arthropoda; Insecta; Hemiptera; Cimicidae. The transcript is spliced from 4 exons. The record is from RefSeq and is a predicted model, not a curated record.
CGAGAAGAUAUUGCUCAGCAGAUGCUUUGGCCAACGAUGGACGUCCUAGUUGUGCCGCGUUCAAUCUUUCACGAUGUUCUACACCGGUUUAGGGACAUCGGAAUCUCGAAGGGAAGGUACUGGUCGGCCACAUGUACGAAGGCUGGAGACGAUCGUUUUAUUGGUCCUACUGCACCACCGUCAUCAAACGGCUUCCUUGAUAGUCAACACCGAUCCACACAAACGGUCCGUAAUGUAAGAACUCAACAGACAUCAGAAGUCUUGGACAUAACGCAUCUGGUUCUCUAUAUCGGAGAGGCAUUGAGAAGAGAGGCAAAUCACCAUCUCGCUUGGGCACUUCAACAAUGGGUGCUGUUCUCUUCUCACAUGGGUGCCGGUUUGGUUUGUCGCAAUCAGUAUACCGGACCAUGUGUGUAGAAGACGUGGCGAACGCUUUGCUUCAUGUAUCAUGCGUCAGACGAGUCAGUAAGAGCACUGCAGACUCAAAUCGUCCAGACGAAUUAAUAAAUGCUAUAAAUGGUCAGUGGGGGGAAUACGCAAGACUUUCUUCCUAUUCGGUUCAAGUUUCGAUGGUCGUCUCGCAUCUGGCGUAUAAAAUUAACAAGAAUCUCUUCUCGGCUUCUGACAUCGUUGGUAAAGAGGCGAAAACCAUCGAGUACAACAUGAUGGCGAUUUCUCAUCAAAUGCAAGUGGAAGACGUUCUCAAGUCGAGAUGUAUCAACGAUCUCGGCAUUCCAGAAGUUCUCAAAAGGAAGGAUGAAGACGUUGAACACGCAGCUGCAUGUUUCCUACUCGAGGCUAACAAAGGAUUCGUCUUGGAGACUAGCCUGACAGGGGUGGUCAAUGAAUUUCGAGGUCGGAUGAUAAAAGGCAUCAGAGCGUUGGAACGGUGCUCAACCAAGGAGACAAGUGCUUGUAUAGCAAAAAUAAUAAAGGAUAGCAAAGAGUCUGCGGAGAUUCUUAGGAGAGAAUUAAACACGCUCAAAGAGAAGAUAUUGAUCUUGGAAGACAAGCUUCCUCGGACAAUAGCCUCAUGCAGGAGGCUCGCGUCAAAAAGUCUUUCCGUUCUCAGAAAACUUACUGAAACAAUUAAAGCAUGUUAGAUAGUCUUUUAACCCUUUUGUCGGCACUUUAUAAUUAAGACUAUUAAAGAAACAAAGAGGGCAAAAACGAAAAUUAUCACACAUUUAAAUUCUGUUCGUUUUAUUUCUGUUAUCGUUAUUAACUACAUAAUAUGACAUAAUUUAUUCGUUUUUAUU